Molecule: messenger RNA, 1963 nt
Organism: Hypomesus transpacificus
Lineage: Eukaryota; Metazoa; Chordata; Actinopteri; Osmeriformes; Osmeridae
Gene: edem2
Product: ER degradation enhancer, mannosidase alpha-like 2
Exons: 11
Coding region: 212-1906 (564 amino acids)
Biological process (GO): carbohydrate metabolic process; mannose trimming involved in glycoprotein ERAD pathway; endoplasmic reticulum mannose trimming
Cellular component (GO): endoplasmic reticulum; membrane
Molecular function (GO): mannosyl-oligosaccharide 1,2-alpha-mannosidase activity; calcium ion binding
Source: RefSeq, a predicted model, not a curated record
AUUGAGCUAAUGCUUUUACUUCCGUAGCCACUUAGCUCAUCUAUGUAGUGGAAUGACUUAGUGGAGUUUAGGAUGACUACAAGGGACAUAAUCACGACCUAUUCACGAAGUGCAGUAUCUAAAGCAUAGGGUUAUGAUUAGACGAAGAGAGAACUCAAUAGGGCAAUAUUCUUCGCUUCAUCUGUGUUCUCGGUAGCCACUCAGUGUCUUAAUGCUUAUUAGGUUGUUGUGCACAGCUGUUCUGGCACUGAGCGUCUUUCCACUGUUUAUGAACAAUGCCACGGGACACGAGUUUACAGAUUCGGACAUGGAGCACUACAGAGAGAGAAUCAAGACAAUGUUUUAUCACGCCUACAACAACUACUUGGACAACGCGUUCCCCUAUGACGAGCUGCGACCCCUGACGUGUGACGGUCAGGACACCUGGGGCAGCUUCUCCUUGACUCUGAUAGAUGCCUUGGACACUCUGCUCAUCCUGGGGAACCACAGUGAGUUCCAGAGAGUUGCCUCCCUGCUGCAGGACACGGUGGACUUUGACAUUGACGUGAACGCAUCCGUGUUCGAGACCAACAUCCGAGUGGUGGGAGGGCUGCUGUCAGCGCACCUGCUCUCUAAGAGGGCAGGGAUGGAGGUGGAGUCUGGGUGGCCGUGUGCAGGACCUCUCCUCAGGAUGGCCGAGGAGGCCGCACGCAAACUGCUGCCUGCCUUCCAGACCCAGACAGGGAUGCCUUAUGGGACAGUGAACCUCCUGAAGGGGGUGAGCCCCACAGAGACCCCUGUCACUUGUACGGCCGGGGUGGGGACUUUCAUCCUGGAGUUCGCCACCCUCAGCCGGCUGACAGGAGACCCCAUAUUCGAGGAGGUGGCCAGGCGAGCGCUGCGCUCGCUGUGGAACACUCGCUCGGACAUCGGACUGGUGGGAAACCACAUUGAUGUGCUGACUAAGAAGUGGGUGGCCCAAGACGCAGGGAUCGGAGCUGGGGUGGACUCCUACUUUGAGUAUCUGGUUAAGGGCGCCAUCAUGCUGCAAGAUGAGGAACUGCUCACCAUGUUCCAUGAGUAUGACAAAGCCAUUCAGAACUACACCAGGUUUGAUGACUGGUAUUUGUGGGUACAGAUGCACAAAGGAACCGUCUCCAUGCCAGUCUUCCAGUCCCUAGAGGCCUUUUGGCCUGGGCUACAGAGUAUGGUUGGAGACCUAGACAGUGCUGUGAGGACCUUCAUGAACUACUACAGUGUAUGGCGUCAGUUUGGGGGUCUUCCUGAGUUUUACAACAUCCCUCAGGGUUACACUGUGGACAAGAGAGAGGGCUACCCACUACGUCCUGAGCUGAUUGAGAGUGCCAUGUACCUGUUCAAAGCUACUGGAGACCACACCUUCCUGCAGCUGGGGAGGGAUGUUGUGGAGUCUCUGGAGACCAUUAGCAGGGUGGACUGCGGCUACGCCAGUGUUAAGGACAUGCGCGACCACAAGCUAGACAACCGUAUGGAGUCCUUCUUCCUGGCAGAGACCAUCAAGUACCUGUACCUGCUGUUCGACCCCUCCAACUUCCUGCUGCAGCCGCAGGCCUGGGAGGAAGGGGCGGGGCCUAGCGAGGACUGUGUCCUGGGGGCGGGGGGCUACAUCUUCAACACGGAGGCCCACCCCCUGGACCCUGCGGCGCUGCACUGCUGCAGCCGCAGACCCCAGGAGCGCCAGGAGCUCCAGGACAUCCUCCUGCACCUAUCAGAACCUCCGGCCCCUACUCAGGACAGCCAAUCAGAGGACACGCCGAUGCCUGGCCAAUCAGAGAGUAUUGCUCUGAAGCCAGGGGCGCGAAGGACCGCCCCUGUCCUGUCCUGCCCCAUGCAGCCCUUCAGCGCCCGCCUCUCUGUCCUCGGACAGGUUUUUUCUGACAACACUUGAACUUGGCUCACUUCACUGUUUUUGUUUGUCACUACCUUUUGUAGAUUAAAGAUAUUU